CUCUCGAUCGAAAUUGCAAGGGUAUGGUCAUUUCAAUUAUAACUCGGGCAUUGGCGAUUUGUUAGAGAAAGAGAGAGUCAAAAGAGAAUGUCAAUGGCGACGAUCCGAUCCAAUCUUCUUCGCGCUGCCUUCCGCGGUGCCUCUCGGAACUCCGCUCAGCCUAAACGCGGCUUUUCGUCCUCUGCUCACGACGAUGCUCUUGAAACGGCAAAAUGGGAGAAGAUUACUUAUGCAGGCAUUGCAGCCUGCACCACUUUAGCAUUCUAUAAUCUAUCAAAGGGCCACCCCCACCAUGAAGAGCCCCCUGCAUACCCAUAUUUGCACAUACGCAAUAAAGAGUUCCCAUGGGGUCCCGAUGGUCUCUUUGAGGUGAAACAUCACUGAGGACUAUUUUGGUUCAAGGGGACAUCGAGCAUGGUAAUUCUACUUCUCAUUUGGUUCAUAUCAGAAAGACUUCGUUGACCCGUUUGGUUGGAUUUUUCUUUUUAAUGAUGCGUGGGCCAUUUUGCAUUUGUUAAAUGCUAGCAGGGUCCUAUGUGAAUGAAUCAUGGUUUAAUUUCUUGUGUUGUCAAGACUAUCCUUCCUGAUUAAUAAGCCAAACUUUCCACCAUUCUAAGGUUCAGUUUGCAUUAUGCUGUGUUUGGAUUGAAAUGUGAGUUUGUAAGUAAUAAUAGUAUUUGAGGUGGUGAUGUUUACUUGGUAAA
Messenger RNA from Cucurbita pepo subsp. pepo (vegetable marrow), 704 nucleotides. Its product is annotated as cytochrome c oxidase subunit 6a, mitochondrial. Gene Ontology annotation, biological process: mitochondrial electron transport, cytochrome c to oxygen. Gene Ontology annotation, molecular function: enzyme regulator activity. The record is from RefSeq and is a predicted model, not a curated record. Lineage: Eukaryota; Viridiplantae; Streptophyta; Magnoliopsida; Cucurbitales; Cucurbitaceae. Gene Ontology annotation, cellular component: mitochondrial inner membrane.